Molecule: messenger RNA, 1566 nt
Organism: Recurvomyces mirabilis
Lineage: Eukaryota; Fungi; Ascomycota; Dothideomycetes; Mycosphaerellales; Teratosphaeriaceae
Exons: 7
Coding region: 1-1566 (521 amino acids)
Biological process (GO): amino acid transmembrane transport
Cellular component (GO): membrane
Molecular function (GO): amino acid transmembrane transporter activity
Source: RefSeq, a predicted model, not a curated record
AUGGCUCACUUAAUGUCUGAAGACACGAAAGCGCCCUACGAGUACGCUCAGGAUCAAGCGCCACCCAUUCAUGAAUCUGGCGAUAUCUGGGAGAACAACGAUGGUCUUCGCCGGCGGCUCGGAAAUCGACAGAUUCAGCUCAUUGCCAUUGGUGGCAGUAUUGGAACAGCUCUCUUCAUCAGCAUAGGCACUGGCCUUGCUAGCGGAGGACCUGGUAGCCUGUUCAUAGCAUAUACGAUCUGUACACUACUCCUCGGCCUUGUAAACAAUUGUAUGGCGGAAAGGACCGUGCUAAUGCCCGUGUCCGGCGGGUUUGUUCGGUUGGCAGGGAAGUGGGUCGACGAUGCUUUUGGAUUUAUGGCAGGAUGGAACUUCUUCCUAUACGGAGCCCUUCUCAUACCUAUCGAGAUCACUGCCUUGACGUCUGUGCUGGCAUUCUGGUCUCCGGAUAUACCUCCGUGGAGUGGGAAAGUGAUUCUGAUCGCCCUCCUCUUCUGCUUUACUUUCUUCACAAUGGUCGGCUGCAACCCCCAACACGACGCCUAUGGCUUCCGUAACUGGUCCCAUCCCGGCAGCUUCGCGGAACACAUCACUACUGGCCCACUAGGGCGCUUCGAAGGCUUCCUGGCUGCUCUAUGGGCUGCAUCCUUCCCUAUUGUCGGACCAGAGUACGCUUCCAUGACGGCGGGAGAAGCCAAAAGACCUAGAGUUACCGUCAAGGAUGCGUUCAAGACGAUGUACUGGCGAUUCGGAGUCUUCUUUAUAAUCGGAGCGCUGGCUUGUCGUAUUAUACUGCCGUAUGAUGAUCCUACGCUAGUCGAUAUCCUCAGCGGCAAAGCAACGGGCUCAGGUACAGCGAAUGCCUCUCCCUACGUUAUCGCAAUGAAGAACCUCGGGAUAAGCGUCUUGCCACAAGUGGUUAGCGUCCUAAUGGUCACAUCAAUCUUCAGCGCCGGCAAUACCCUGACCUAUUGUGCGACCCGCAGUCUAUACGGUCUGGCUCUCGAAGGGCGAGCACCUAGAUUGCUGCGCAAGUGCACGAAGAGCGGUAUUCCGAUAUACUGCUUUGCGGUCGUCAUGGUCUUCCCAUUCCUCUCGUUCUUGCAAGUUAGCAAUUCUUCUGUUGUUGUGCUCAACUGGCUCGUCAACCUCAUCACAGCUGGUGGCAUAAUCAACUCUCAGGGUAUCGAUCGACGCACCUUUCCCUACACUGCUUACUUUCAGCCAUACAGUGCAUAUAUCGGGUUAGCAUGGAUGAUCUGCAUUGUGACCUGCUACGGCUACACCUCCUUCGCGCCAUGGUCGGUGACGAGUUUCUUCACAUACUACACUAUGGUGAUCGAUGCUCCAGUCCGCUUCUUCUUCUGGAAGUUCUUCAAAGGCACGCGAUUGGUGAAAUCAGUGGAGGCCGAUCUAAUCUGGGAACGCCCUAUGAAUGAUGCUUACGAGGCUACAUUCGCUGAACCUGCUAUAGGGUUCUGGCGAGAAUGCGGUCAGAUGAUCGGGAUUGGACGCGGUAAAGGUCGUGGCAAGGCUGAGGCAGACGGUGAGAUCCAUACAAGUUAG